AAAAGCUCACCGACCAACAGCACUUUGGCACGCUUGACCUCUCAACUUGUCCCAGACCACUGACGACCCAGAGACCAGAAUCUACUUUUUCCUCUGCGCAUAUAUCUUCACCACUACCACGUCAACUACAAACAGUCACAGCUAUUCACCGCCUAAAGUUAUGCCUUUAUGACUCGGCAGCUUUUAGUGCAAUGUCCUAAGCAUAUGAGAAACCUAUGCAGCAACCACACACUUUGCCGCCACUUGCAUAGUAGGAAAUACCCCAUAUUCUGCUACAUCUUCCAACUUUAGCACGUCGAGUCCGGGGAGGUAGUCAUGGAAGCCCAGGUAAGCUGACUAAAACGUGGGGAGCUGCGGGAAGGGUAUCUACUUGUCCACCAUAUACUGAUAUCAUUCUCUCUGCCAGUUUGAGAAUGCAGUCGCUAUUGCAUUUGAUCCUGCCUCCGACCGAAGCCUCAAGCAGCAAGCCUACGACUUCCUUAAUCAGCUCAGAUCGAACCCAGCAGCACAAGAUGCAUGCCUCACCCUUUUUACCCGUACCCCAAAAUGUUCCGACGUGGUUCGGAUGUUCUCCUUGGACAUUGUCAACAAUGCCAUUCAGACGCAACAAUUAGAUGGACAAAGUCUAGAGAGAGUCAAGGAGAUACUUAUGGAGUAUAUUCGGCGGACCUACGCAUCUGGCAACCGGGACGAAAUUGACCCACCAGCUAUUCAAAACAAAGUCACCCAGACCCUCACGUAUCUCUUCACAUCAAUGUAUAGGCAAGGCUGGGAAAGCUUUCUGGACGACUUCAUGGCCUUGACAAGCCUCCAGAAUGGCUCAAGAGACAGUCUUGUAGGGGUUGUGCUGUACCUACGCAUCCUGAGUUCUAUACAUGAUGAGAUUGCAGAUGUCAUUGUCUCAAGAGGCCCCACGGAAACCAAACGUAACACUGAUCUCAAAGAUGCUUUGAGGGCACGCGAUGCUCAGAAAGUGGCUACUUCAUGGCAGGAAAUUCUGGCACGGUGGACAGGGCAGAAUGAUAGCGUGGUUGAAAUGUGCCUUAAGAUUAUUGGAAAAUGGGUCAGUUGGACAGACAUAUCUUUGAUUGUCAACCAGUCAACUUUAAACCUCCUCUUUCAGCUUGCCGGUCGCACAAAUCCAGGACACGAGGAAGACAGAGUACGAAAUGCUGCAAUUGAUGCGUUUACGGAAAUUGUGGCCAAGAAGAUGAAGGGUUCAGAUAAGAUUAACAUGAUUGUUUUCUUGAAUUUGGGAGAAGUUGUUUCUCAACUUGUUGCCAGUCCUGCCUUGCAUGAUUUACGAACGACGUCCAGUUAUGAUACUGAUCUAGCAGAAGCUGUUGCCAAACUUGUCAAUAAUGUGGUCUUUGAUCUUGUGAAGGUCCUGGAGGAUACUCAGGUAGACAACGCUUCUCGUGGGCAAGCAGAGCAAUUACUUCAGACUUUCUUGCCACUCCUUCUGCGAUUCUUCUCGGAUGAGUACGAUGAAAUAUGCUCUACCGUCAUACCUUCUCUUACCGAUCUCCUCACAUUCUUGCGCAAGGCCAAACCGCUCCCUCCUGCUUAUUCCGCCAUGUUGUCACCUAUCUUGAAUGCAAUCAUCCAAAAGAUGAGAUAUGAUGAAACUUCAAACUGGGGCAAUGAAGAUGAACAGACAGACGAGGCAGAAUUUCAAGAGUUGAGAAAGAGAUUACAAAUCCUUCAAAAGACAGUGGCUGCUGUGGAUGAAAAUCUCUAUAUUGACAUAUUGAGUAAUGUGGUUGGAAAUACGUUUCAGAACUUUGAUCAAGCUGGUGGUCAAAUGGAUUGGAGAUAUCUUGAUUUGGCUUUGCAUGAGAUGUAUCUAUUUGGGGAGCUUACUCUCGUUAAUGGUGGCCUCUAUGCCAAGAGUCAACCAUCUGGUGUAGCUGCGGAGAGAUUGAUUAUCAUGAUCUCAAAAAUGGUCCAAUCCGGUAAGUUCAUAUCUGGUGCUCAUAUUUUUCCCAUGCUGAUCUAGAAAGGUAUCGCCUCAUUCUCACAUCCUGCCAUCCAACUGCAAUUCAUGGAGAUUUGCGUUCGAUAUUACUCAUUCUUCGAAAACCAAUCAACGUACAUACCUCAGGUGCUCGAACAUUUUGUCAGACUCGUUCACCAUAACCAUAUUCGAGUUCGUACCCGCUCAUGGUAUCUAUUUCAUCGAUUUGUGAAGCAUCUACGAGCUCAAUUGGGCAAUGUUGCAGAGACUGUGAUCCAAUCAAUUAGCGAUUUGUUACCCAUCAAAGCUGAAUUACCGCUUGAUAACGGUGCUGAAGAUGACAUGUCUUCUGAUGAGAGCGACCACUCGGCAGAUGCAGCAUUUAAUGGACAGUUGUAUCUUUACGAGGCAAUCGGGUGUAUUUCUUCAACUUCAACAACGCCUGUUGAGAAACAAGUCCUUUACGCAAGAAGUAUUAUGGAACCCUUGUUCUCAGACAUUGAACGAAGUUUACCAGCUGCCAAAAACGGAGAUACCCAAUCCAUACUACAGAUUCAUCACGUUAUUAUGGCAUUAGGAUCACUUUCACAUGGAUUCUCGGACUGGCAACCUGGUAAUGCGGCCACAGCCCAUGCAACACCACCAACAAGCAUUUCGGAAGAAUUUUCUCGUGCAGCAGAAGCCAUCUUGAUUGCCCUGGAAUCAUUACGAUCCUCAUCUGAUAUUAGAACUGCAGCUAGAGCUUCUUUCACGAGACUCACCGGAGUUUUAGGUGUUUUGAUGCUGCCACUUCUUCCUCGCUGGAUUGACGGUCUCUUGUCCCACAAUUCUUCAAAGGAUGAGAUGGCCAUGUUCCUUCGCUUGUUGGACCAGGUUGUGUUUGCAUUUAAGAAAGACAUAUAUGUUGUCCUGGAUUCUCUUCUUACACCACUUUUCCAGAGAGUGUUUGCUGGAUUAGCUGAACCAAUCACCGGAACAGAUGAUGAAAUUCAGCUUGCCGAACUCCGACGAGAAUACCUCACAUUUGUGCAAAUACUGUUGAAUGAAGGUCUCGGAUCGGUUUUAGUCAGUGACUCGAAUCAGGCAUUUUUUGAGCCUCUUAUUUUGUCGGUCACAACUUUGGCGAAGACAGUGGGUAGUGGAACUGGAAACUUGGCCGCUAGCCGCCUUGCCUUCUCGGUCCUCCAUAAGAUGGCAGAUCUCUGGGGUGGUCCAAAUAUUGCGGUUCUCUCCCCGCAACCACAGCCAUCUACCCAGGCGCCAAGCCCUGCAUUUCCUGGUUUUGAUAGAUUCCUUAUCGAACGAUUUCAUCCUCUCUGUUGGGAGGUUCUCCAAGACCCAAAGUUCCGCCCUGUUACAGAUGCACAAGUCAAGCAGGUGUUGAAUGAAAUUGCGGGUCUGGAGCAAACAAUCUACACCAAGACUGGCGAUAUGUUCCUCCAACACCUUCAAACAUCGUUCUUCCCUGCUAUGGGUAUUGAUGGUUUAGACUUCAUCAAAUCGAUGACCACAUCCACGGAUAGAAAGGGUCUUUCUGGUUAUCUCUCCAACUUCUUGAAGCAGCGUGGUUGAAUGUAACGGGAAUUAAAGGAAUGAUUUUUAUGAUGCAUUUUCUGGAGGCGUUUGAUAUCGGUUUUAUACCACUCUGUGUGAAGGAUAAAGCAUUAAAGUAGCA
This is a messenger RNA of Hymenoscyphus albidus, 3632 nucleotides long. NCBI's taxonomy places the organism in Eukaryota, Fungi, Ascomycota, Leotiomycetes, Helotiales, Helotiaceae. The record is from the annotation of a GenBank genome assembly.